Closterium sp. NIES-65 is the source of this 483-nucleotide messenger RNA. Lineage: Eukaryota; Viridiplantae; Streptophyta; Zygnematophyceae; Desmidiales; Closteriaceae. The record is from the annotation of a GenBank genome assembly.
AUGGCUACCCCUAGUGUCCUCGCCUUUGACGCUGAGGGUCGGGCCAUUGACUUUGACGUCAGGGUAGAUGACCUGCAGCUGUUCUUACAGUGCGAUAGGGCAGACGGCCUCUCUCUCUUUGACCUCACCUCUGGCGCUUCCCCUGCCCCUGCUGCUGAUGCUGACGCCACUGUUUGCUCCCAGGCGCUGGAGGAGCGAGCGGGGGCGGUGGAGGUGGAGGUGGCGGCGGUGGGGGGAUUGGGGGUGGCAGUGGGAGUGGAGGUGGGGGUGGAGGGGUCGGUGGCGGCAGUGGAGGCGGAGGCGGCGGCGGCGGUGGCGGUGGGAGCGGAGGUGGCGGAGGUGGCGGCGGUGGAGGCGGAGGCGGAGGCGGCGGCAGUAGCGGAGGCGGUGGGGGUGGCGGUGGAGCUGGUCGCGGGUCUUCGCAGAGGAGUGGCUCCGGUGGUGGCUCGCGCCAGCAGCAGCAGCGCAGUCGUGAGACCCUGA